UUGACAUUUUCUCACCACUGCACACUACACUGCACUGAUCCUCUUUUAUAAAACAAAUCUCCCCUUCUCUGCCAAAUUCUUCACUUUUGUCUCUCCCUCCCUACUCCCUACCUACAUAUAUCCAAUCCAAAUUCUCCGGCCAUUUCAAAUACAAUCAAACAAUGGAUCCUCUUCUCCGGCAACAUUUCUUCCGGCAGCCGGAGACACCUACAGAGCCAAUGGAAUUCUUAACCCGAUCUUGGAGCUCAUCAUCUCUACAACUUUCCAACACCCUCUCCCUUCCUCAGCCAAAACCCAUAACCGGCGCCGGCGAAUCAAUCCCUGAGGACAUCGCCGGAGAGGGUACAACUAUCUCCAGCAACCCUUUCUCCUUCGCCUCAUCGGAGACUUGUCAGCUUGUAAUGGAACGCAUAAUGUCACAAUCCCAAGAAGUAUCGCCGUUAACUUCUGGAAGAUUAUCUUACAGCAACGGAUCUCUUACCGAUAGCCCCCCUGUUUCACCUUCCGAUAUCAUCGACGAUCUCAAGUAUUGUCGUCUUAACAGCAACCAAGUGAUGAUUAAUAACCAUCAUCAUUAUCAGCAGCAGCAGCAGAGAUUUGGGGCACCCACCGGCGCCGGCGGAGGAAAGACGGUGGGACGAUGGUUUAAGGAUAGGAGAGAAAAGAAGAAGGAAGAGAUGAGGGCACAUAAUGCACAGCUUCAUGCUGCUAUUUCGGUUGCCGGAGUAGCUGCAGCUAUUGCGGCGAUUGCUGCCGCCAAGGCGGCGUCAUCUGCUUCUAGGAAAGAUGAGCAGAUGGCGAAGACGGACAUGGCUGUCUGUUCUGCGGCUACUUUGGUGGCGGCUCAAUGUGUUGAGGCGGCGGAAGGGUUGGGUGUGGAGAGAGAACAUCUUGCUUCUGUAAUUAGCUCUGCUGUUAAUGUUCAUUCUGCCGGUGAUAUCAUGGGUUUAACAGCAACUGCAGCAACAGCAUUGCGUGGGGCAGCCACAUUGAAGGCUAGGGCUUUAAGGGAAGUAUGGAAUGUAGCCGCUGUGAUCCCUGCCGCCUCCGACAAGAGAAGAGGAGGAGUUGGUGGUAAUUUGAGCGACGGACUUAAUAAUCCAUCGCAAGAGAAUUUCCUAGGCAUGUGCAGCCGAGAAAUGCUGGCUCGCGGCUGCGAACUUCUCAAGCGAACUCGCAAUGGUGUUACCACCAUCCAUUUCUCGGUUUAUAAGAUUCAAUAACAUCGUCUCUUAUGCUAACUUUUGUUGUGUCUUUAUAUUUUAGGUGAUCUUCAUUGGAAAAUAGUCUCGGUUUACAUUAACAGUACUGGUCAGGUUAUGUUAAAGAUGAAGAGUAGGCUUGCUGGGACCAUCACUAAAAAGAAAAAGAAUGUGGUGCUUGGUGUUUUAAAAGAUGUUCCAGCUUGGGCUGGAAGACAAUUGCUGGAGGGUGGGGAGAAUCGUCGAUAUUUUGCCUUGAAAACGAUUGCAAGGGGGGUUAUAGAAUUCGAGUGCCAAAAUGAUAGAGAAUACCAAGUAUGGACUCAAGGUGUUUCGAGACUUCUUCUAUCUGCUGCUACAAUUUGAAGAAGAAAAGAAGAAAGUUUACUAUAUAUAAUAUAUAUUUGGGACAUUUGCUUUAUCUUUGGAGUUUGGACUAACAUGUGAUAUUGUUGCUUUUCUUUAGUUUUAUUUCUGGAAAAUGAAAAGAAACUGGGCUAUGUAUUUCUUUGUGCUAUUAUAUUUUGUUAUAGAAUGUAACUGUGAAUAGGGAUGGAUGUGUUUCAUAUUUUAGACAAUGUUUAAAGCCUAUCAUGCCUCUUGUGUUUUUAUAGAUUUUGUCAAUUGUCUUGAUUUUAAUU
This is a messenger RNA of Impatiens glandulifera, 1843 nucleotides long. Its product is annotated as VAN3-binding protein-like. The coding region runs from base 162 to 1223 and encodes 353 amino acids. NCBI's taxonomy places the organism in Eukaryota, Viridiplantae, Streptophyta, Magnoliopsida, Ericales, Balsaminaceae. The transcript is spliced from 6 exons. The record is from RefSeq and is a predicted model, not a curated record. Gene Ontology annotation, biological process: leaf vascular tissue pattern formation; auxin-activated signaling pathway; phloem or xylem histogenesis.